GAACGCUUUGGUGACCGGGAGCCCAAGAUGGACAGCCGCGGCCUACUGGUGGUGAAAUCGGGGAGAGACGGCCGCUCUUCUCGCCUAAACAUCAGAGGUACGGACCCACAAAAGCCCUACUCCCCCCCCCUGGACCGGCGGGGGUCAUCCCGGUCCAACCCUGAGGGCAAACUCCCUGCCCGGGCCCCACGGGUAGAAACCAACGGCCAGCGAGAAGCAGCGCAACCAGGCAACAUGGCCGCCACCACGUGUGCUCAGGGCAUGGAGCAAACUGACCUCAGUGCCCGGCUGGAUGAACUAUUCGCUAGGUUCUGGAGGACAAUAGCUAUCCGGGAGCAGAGGGCCAAGGCACACAACAUCGCUACUAUGGAGCCGGCGAACCCCCGGCACAAGCGCAUGCCUCCUCCUGCAAUCGGGGCCUGCAAACGGCCGCGGGGACGGCACACUAAAAGAACCCGAAAGCCCAAGCAACUAACACCGCCAUUGGCGGCAACCCAUCCACACAAGUGUCCAGAGAACUUAAACCUACCUGAGCGACAACCGCGGCAAGCAGGGCCAAUCAAGGGCCAGACACGGCCGAGGGACCACAAGCGGACCACACCGCAACCCCUCAACCGACGCCAUCAUGAGGCAGACCCUCGCCCGGGCAUACCCUGGAGGCAACAUAACCACCUGCGGUACGUCGCCUUACACAGAAUUCCUCACGCUAACAGAUCCGCUCUACCAGAAUGGGACCCUGAUCUCGCCACAGCAAAGACCUCCAGCGUCGUCCAGAGUGGCUGGCAACAUUAUAGCAUUCCACCGCACCGCAACAGCUUCAACAGCCCUCCGAGCGCCGGCAUCGGCUGA
Molecule: messenger RNA, 849 nt
Organism: Pelobates cultripes (western spadefoot toad)
Lineage: Eukaryota; Metazoa; Chordata; Amphibia; Anura; Pelobatidae
Source: the annotation of a GenBank genome assembly